AGCCCCCAUCACAUGGAUGGUUGUCUAUUAACUUGUUCAAAAAAGUAUCAGGAGUUGUCAAGGCAGAGAAGAGUGUUUGCAAAAGGGGGAAAGUAGUUUGCUGCCUCUUUAAGACUAGGACUGAGAGAAAGAAGAGGAGAGAGAAAGAAAGAGAGAGAAGUUUGAGCCCCAGGCUUAAGCCUUUCCAAAAAAUAAUAACAACAAUCAUCGGCGGCGGCUGGAUCGGCCAGAAGAGGAGGGAAGCGCCUUUUUUUUUUAUCCUGAUUCCAGUUUGCCUCUCUCUUUUCUUCCCCCAAAUUAUUCUUCGUCUGAUUUUCCUCGCGGAGCCCUGCGCUCCCGACACCCCCGCCCGCCUCCCCUCCUCCUCUCCCCCCGCCCGCGGGCCCCCCAAAGUCCCGGCCGGGCCGAGGGUCGGCGGCCGCCGGCGGGCCGGGCCCGCGCACAGCGCCCGCAUGUACAACAUGAUGGAGACGGAGCUGAAGCCGCCGGGCCCGCAGCAAACUUCGGGGGGCGGUGGCGGCGGCGGCAACUCCACCGCGGCGGCGGCGGCCGGCGGCAACCAGAAGAACAGCCCGGACCGCGUCAAGCGGCCCAUGAACGCCUUCAUGGUGUGGUCCCGCGGGCAGCGGCGCAAGAUGGCCCAAGAGAACCCCAAGAUGCACAACUCGGAGAUCAGCAAGCGCCUGGGGGCCGAGUGGAAACUUUUGUCGGAGACGGAGAAGCGGCCAUUCAUUGACGAGGCUAAGCGACUGCGAGCCCUGCACAUGAAGGAGCACCCGGAUUAUAAAUACCGGCCCCGGCGGAAAACCAAGACACUCAUGAAGAAGGAUAAGUACACGCUGCCCGGUGGGCUGCUGGCCCCGGGCGGCAACAGCAUGGCGAGCGGGGUCGGGGUGGGCGCCGGCCUGGGCGCGGGCGUGAACCAGCGCAUGGACAGCUACGCGCACAUGAACGGCUGGAGCAACGGCAGCUACAGUAUGAUGCAGGACCAGCUGGGCUAUCCGCAGCACCCGGGCCUCAAUGCGCACGGCGCCGCGCAGAUGCAGCCCAUGCACCGCUACGACGUGAGCGCCCUGCAGUACAACUCCAUGACCAGCUCGCAGACCUACAUGAACGGCUCGCCCACCUACAGCAUGUCCUACUCGCAGCAGGGCACCCCUGGCAUGGCGCUCGGCUCCAUGGGCUCGGUGGUCAAGUCCGAGGCCAGUUCCAGCCCCCCUGUGGUUACCUCUUCCUCCCACUCCAGGGCGCCCUGCCAAGCCGGGGACCUCCGGGACAUGAUCAGCAUGUAUCUCCCCGGCGCCGAGGUGCCGGAGCCGGCCGCGCCCAGCAGACUUCACAUGUCCCAGCACUACCAGAGCGGCCCAGUGCCCGGCACGGCCAUCAACGGCACACUGCCCCUCUCGCACAUGUGAGGGCCGGACAGCGAACUAGAAGGGGGGAUUUUUCAAAGGAAAAAAGAGGGGAAUUGGGAGGAGAGUAAAGAAACAGCGUGGAGAAAAACCCGGUACGCUCAAAACAAACAAGUCAUCACCCACAGCAAGUGACAUCUGUCUGCAAAAGAGAACACCGAUCCCGUCUACACUCACAAAAAACCGCGCCGCGAUACCGACACAAAAACUUUUAUGAGAGAUCCUGGACUUCUUUUGGGGGGACUAUUUUUGUACAGAGAAAACCGGUGGGUGGGCUGGGGAGGGCGAGGGAAUGGACCUUGUAUAGAUCUGGAGGAAAGAGAACUACGCAAAACUUUUUAAAAGUUCUAGUGAUACGGUAGGAGCUUUGCAGAAAGUUUGCAAAAGUCUUUACCAAUAAUAUUUAGAGCUAGUCUCCAAGCGACGAAAAAAUGUUUUAAUAUUUGCAAGCAACUUUUGUAUAGUAUUUAUCGAGAUAAACAUGGCAAUCAAAAUGUCCAUUGUUUAUAAGCUGAGAAUUUGCCAAUAUUUUUCAAGGAAAGGCUUCUUGCUGAAUUUUGAUUCUGCAGCUGAAAUUUAGGACAGUUGCAAAUGUGGAAAGAAGAAAAUUAUUAAGAUUUGGACAUUUUAAUUGUUUAAAAAUUGUACAAAAGGAAAAAAAACUAGGAUAAGUACUGGUAAAACUGUCUCCGUGGUCUUUAAAGGAGCAAAAGUUUUAGAUUGUACUAAAUUUUUUUUAACUUACUGUUAAAAGAAAAAAUGGCCAUGCAGGUUGACAUCACUGGUAAUUUAUAAUAGCUUUUGUUUCCCAACUUUUCAUUUUGUUCAGAUAAAGAAAAACAUGAAAUUACUGUGUUUGAAAUAUUUUCUUAUGGUUUGUAAUAUUUCUGUAAAUUUAUUGUGAUAUUUUAAGGUCCCCCCUCCCCUUUUAUUUUCCGUAGUUGUAUUUUAAAGAUUCGGCUCUGUAUUAUUUGAAUCAGUCUGCCGAGAAUCCAUGUAUAUAUUUGAACUAAUACCAUCCUCAUAACAGGUACAUUUUCAACUUAAGUUUUUACUCCAUUAUGCACAGUUUGAGAUAAAUAAAUUUUUGAAAUAUGGACACUGAAA
Molecule: messenger RNA, 2519 nt
Organism: Phyllostomus discolor (pale spear-nosed bat)
Lineage: Eukaryota; Metazoa; Chordata; Mammalia; Chiroptera; Phyllostomidae
Gene: SOX2
Product: SRY-box transcription factor 2
Exons: 1
Coding region: 453-1415 (320 amino acids)
Biological process (GO): cell differentiation; anatomical structure morphogenesis; regulation of DNA-templated transcription
Molecular function (GO): DNA-binding transcription factor activity, RNA polymerase II-specific; RNA polymerase II cis-regulatory region sequence-specific DNA binding
Source: RefSeq, a predicted model, not a curated record